GUAACAUUCAAAAGAUACUACAUAUGUACCUAUCAUAUAUAGUAUCAACAAUUUUCGUCGCUUUUUUAAGACAAAAAAACCCAAUGUCAUUCAAAGGCAUGGCAUGUCCUCUAGGACAUCAUGCUUUAAAAUCUCCUGGUGUUCUCAUAACAAAUCCACGCCAUAUUAGUUUCGUAAAGAAAAUUUUUCCAGAUUUUCGUAGUGCCGAAAAAGUAUGCAAGGAUUGCAGGAAUCAUAUGGAAUACAUGUACAACGUAAAGUAUCAAAGGGCGCUGCAGCUGAAGAAUUCCAAAUCGCUGUCAGAUGUUUCAUCGCCUUCAGCAUCGAAAGAGAGCACUGGAGAUGAUUCCCUGCUGAGUCUAAUAGAUGGCCUACCUUCAGUUACAAUUCAACAGGUUCAACAUGCGUCCUCUUUCUCCACUGAGGAUAGUAAUGAACCAACUACAAGCCAUCAAGCGACAGCAAAACGUAAAAGAAGGGACCAUCGGGAAACAAAUGAUGAUGAAAAUACAAAAGGCAUUAACGUUAUGAGAGGCCUACGUCUGCCGCAUAUACAACCUGCACCUAGACGUCGGCAGGUGGUGUAUCUCAAUCCAGACAUUAUGGAUAUAUAUCUAAGUGACAUAAGAGGCGGAUAAAAAUUUGUUUCCAUUAAAUUAUGUAUAUCGAACAAAUUUGCAUGCAAAUUUAUAAGUUGGUCAGCAUUUAGCUACAACCAUGUACCUGGAAUAAAACAAAUGCUUGC
Molecule: messenger RNA, 745 nt
Organism: Stomoxys calcitrans (stable fly)
Lineage: Eukaryota; Metazoa; Arthropoda; Insecta; Diptera; Muscidae
Exons: 1
Coding region: 24-638 (204 amino acids)
Source: RefSeq, a predicted model, not a curated record